CUCCAGCAAUUAGGGCUUUGGUUUUCGAACUUUUUCCCGCAGAGAGUAAGAUUUUGCAUUCAGUCAAAUUCUCUGCCUAAUUUCUCUCCCCGAUUUCGUCAAUGGCAAAUCCAACAGGGCGGUCGUUUUUGCAAGUGGCAGCUACAGAGGAGGCUGUGGCGCCGCCACUCAGGGUUGUUCAGAUUGAAGGACUGGUUAUUUUGAAAAUAAUAAAGCACUGCCAGGAGUUUUCACCAGCUUUAGUCACUGGGCAACUUCUUGGAUUGGAUGUUGGGAGCGUUCUUGAAGUCACUAACUGUUUUCCCUUUCCGGUUCGUGAGGAAGAUGAGGAGAUAGAAGCUGAGGGUGCUAAUUAUCAGCUUGAGAUGAUGAGAUGCCUGAGGGAGGUUAAUGUUGACAACAACACCGUUGGUUGGUAUCAAUCAACUUUAUUUGGUUCUUUCCAGACUGUGGAACUGAUAGAGACCUUCAUGAAUUACCAGGAGAAUAUAAAACGUUGUGUCUGCAUAAUCUAUGAUCCUUCAAGAUCCAACCAAGGUGUCUUAGCUUUGAAAGCCUUGAAGCUUUCGGACUCUUUCAUGGAACUCUACAAGAGUAACAAUUUUACUGGAGAAAAGUUGAGAGAAAAGAAUCUUUCAUGGGUUGACAUCUUUGAAGAGAUACCAAUAAAAGUUUCAAAUUCUGCACUCAUUAGCGCCUUUAUGACUGAACUUGAGCCUGAUACACCUGUAACUCAGUGUGAUUAUGAACGGCUACAAUUGUCAACCAAUCCAUAUUUGGAGAGGAAUGUGGAAUUUUUGAUUGAAUGCAUGGAUGACUUGUCAAUGGAACAGCAGAAGUUCCAAUUCUAUUACCGGAAUCUUUCUCGUCAACAAGCUCAGCAGCAAGCUUGGCUUCAAAAGAGGAGGUCUGAUAACAAUGCACGCAAAGCUGCAGGAGAAGAACCUCUGCCAGAGGAGGACCCCUCUAAUCCCAUCUUUAAGCCACUUCCAGAGCCCUCACGGUUGGAUAGCUUUCUCAUAACUAAUCAAAUAGCAAACUACUGCAACCAGAUUAAUGGUGUUGCGGGACAAAGCUUCAGUAGACUAUAUCUGAUGAAGGCUCUGCACGAGAACUGAGGAAGUUUUGAGUGGGCAAUUUGUAACUUAAAAAGUUUUGUGCCGUGAUUUUCUCAAACUGAGUUGACAUGGAAAGAGAAUGGUCUUUCCUGUGUAGGAUCUGUUCUUUCUUUAGCUUAUUACUUUCAGAUUUUUUGUCAUGAACAAUCAGGUGUAGCCUAUAAACCGAUUAAAUGAAAUUGAAGGCGAAUAUCUUACGAUCUUGUAGUCGGACUUAUAAAUGUGAACAACUACAUUUAGUAUGUAAAGGAGUGAGGAUCUCUGAGUCGAUAACUUUAUUGUUUUUAGAUCA
Molecule: messenger RNA, 1410 nt
Organism: Nicotiana attenuata
Lineage: Eukaryota; Viridiplantae; Streptophyta; Magnoliopsida; Solanales; Solanaceae
Product: eukaryotic translation initiation factor 3 subunit H-like
Exons: 12
Coding region: 102-1118 (338 amino acids)
Cellular component (GO): cytosol; eukaryotic 43S preinitiation complex; eukaryotic translation initiation factor 3 complex
Molecular function (GO): translation initiation factor activity; protein binding; metallopeptidase activity
Source: RefSeq, a predicted model, not a curated record